Bactrocera oleae (olive fruit fly) is the source of this 4139-nucleotide messenger RNA. RefSeq names its product trimeric intracellular cation channel type 1B.1. Gene Ontology annotation, cellular component: membrane. Gene Ontology annotation, biological process: potassium ion transmembrane transport. The record is from RefSeq and is a predicted model, not a curated record. Gene Ontology annotation, molecular function: potassium channel activity; identical protein binding. NCBI's taxonomy places the organism in Eukaryota, Metazoa, Arthropoda, Insecta, Diptera, Tephritidae.
AGGUAUCUCGCAACUUUGUAUCGGUUAUAGAAAUAUUAUCAGCUGAUUGGUUGUCAUUUAUUUUUGUGUCGGAGAUAUUGUUUGUAUUUGAAACCAAUUCAAUAUUAUCCUUCAUUGUUUCGAGUGCUUCCUUUGAACCAACAGCGUUUUCAUUGCACAUAAUGGUGUUGACGAUGUCGUUUAACGAUUGAGAAGGCGACACUGAAUCAAUACGUGUAAGUUGGGGAAGCUCUGCUAAGUCCAUGUCUACUGUUUGCGUUUUCGUAUCCUCUACCACAUUUUUAUUAUUUUCAACAAAUUCAAUUUCAUCGAUAACCUUGUCAGUGGUGGCCACGUUUUCGAUAUUUGUCAUUGCCUCUGACUCCGUAUUACUGAGAUUUGGUUCAUUGGUGUUAGGAGAGAGCGAAUCUUCCACGGCCGAAGCGAAACUUUCUCCUGAUGUGUCUUGAACAGUGUCUGUAUUGUCAACUACAUCAAUAGAUUUAGGUUCUAAUUCACUGUUGGAUGCUGCAUUAGGUUUUUCCGAAACAACAUCAUCCAUGGUAUUGGCGGAACUAGUUCGUGAUAUGCGACGUUCAGGUAUUUCGAUGGGCACUUCAACAGAUAUAAGAAAAUAUUUAGUAUGUUUCAACUGGGAAAAAUAUACAAUUAUCAUCGUCAUUACCUAUAUAUUCACACUCGUCGUCUUCAUCGUCCUCCUCGUCAACUUCAGCUGCAGUUAAACGUCGCAAACUGCUUGGAGGCAUUUUUUCGUUGGCCAAUUUAAGCUGUUCUUUGCGUGGGCUAGGCGUACCAUCCCCUUUUAGUGGACUAAAUGAUUUUUUUUCACGCUUUUUUUUACCUGGCGAUGCAAAUGGCGUGCUAGCAACUAUUGGAACAACAAAGAGCGAGGGGUCUAAUUCGAUAUCGUCGACAACUUUACCAUUUUCCACUUUUUUGAGGCGCGCUGGAGUUACAGUUAAAGAGAUCGGUAUCGGAUUCGUUAAUUUCAUAGCUACUUCCGAUGUAGACGCUAUAUCUGCUUCAGAUACCGGACUUAUAUCUGCUUCCUCCGAAUCACUGCUAUCUCCAAAUAUUUCGACCUGAUCGCGAAAAGAUACAGACAGAUUUUUGGAUUUUGAUCGUUUUGCUUGUAACCGACGAGCACGGGCAUUAGACUCAAAUAUCAACAUCAUCGGAUGCGAACACCGUUCGAUUUUAACACGAGAGCAAAAUACGCGCUUGCCAUACAUUUUUAUAAGUUGUGUUCUUGUGAACUUAGUAGGUUUGGUGCUUGAAAUUGCAGCAGCUGCAUUUAGUUUCUUCGCAAUUGUCCCAGCGCUCAACUUUUGUGAAAACCUUUUUUCUUUUAAAGCUCCUUCAGCUUUUGUUUUUGACCUGGGUGAUCGGGUAAGUGCGUUUAUCUUUAUGAAAAAUCCAGAUGAGUGUUUUGAUUCUUUUUCGUCAAAAAAUCCGCCACGUUUAGAAGUCGAUGCCUUUUCUGAAGGUAGGGUUCUAUCAAUUUUAUCAUUUUUACCGCUGUUUUUGCUUUGCUUCUGGUUCUUCUCUUUUGCGUGGAAUUCUUGUUUGAGUUUUGUCAAGUCUUGUCUCAACAAACGCACCUUACAACGUUUAACAUUAAAAUGUGGUAACUGUUGUGCUUUAACGAGCACAUCUGGAUCAAAUAGUUUUUGCUGUGCCUUCGUGGGUGUUGCCUUUUUGGGUGACUUUUCUCCAUUUUUUAAAGCUGAUCCAAUAAGGUCCGCUGCUUUCUUUAUAUAUGUUGGAGAUUUUGAUGUUUUACCAAGCUUCUGAUUUUUACAAUCUAAGCCUUCCAUUUUUUUCCUCUCUAAGAGAACUUUAAAUGGUCUUACUAAUAGGCCUUUUGGAGGUGAUAAACUGCGACUUUUGCUUAUAUUUUUUCUGACAAAUGUUGACGCAGGUGGAGGCAUUGAUUCACGACGCACUGCAGCAUUAUCUGUAAAUUUGGUUUCUGUCGAUAUCCUCUUUAUUUUAGUGGGAGUUUGCGAAUCUUUAAGUGAUUCAGGAGAAGGUGAUCUCUUUGAAGCCUUUAUGGACUCACGUGUAUUCGUAGACUCAGCAAUUUUCAAAUUUGCCGGAGUCUCUGUUUUUAGUUGGUCGAACAGCGUAUCCAUUUUUAUAAAUUAUGCCCCACGAUACAAGCUACAAUACGUAAAAAUAUGUUAGGUAAAUAGCCAUUCAUAAACCGCCAUUACAGACUGAUAUUAUACUUACUACAGUUUUUAAUGUAUGGCGAGUAUUUUACUAUAUAAGUCUAUUAAUGCCUAAAUAGCUAUUUAAGAUAUAUUAUGACUGUUUAUUUAACAUUUUCUUUACAAAUUGCGGAAUAUAUGCCAAGAAAACCACCGAAUUUUUGUGCAGUGCAAAAUAGACGCGUUCUGUAAAGCUCUUUUCGCCGCAAUGAUUUUCGCCGUUCCAAUUUUGACAACUAUUUUAAUUGUAGAAGAGUGAAAUGGCUAUUGCUCACUAAUUAGUGUUGUAAAGUUGCCACAUCAAUUUAAAAACAAAAACAAAACUGCUGAUUUGGGAGCACUUAAAAUAUUGUUGCAUUGGAUUUGUGUUGUGAAUUGGUGUGUCGAAGAUAAAGUAAACGUUUGAAGCAGGGGAAAUAUAUUUUGUCAACAAAAUGGAUCCGGAAGCAUUCUUGGAUAUGGCUAAUCAGGUCAUAAAGUUGAAAAUGUUUCCUUACUUUGAUAUUGCACACAGUCUGCUUGCUGCGCUAGCUGUUAGAGAAGAUCUAGGUUCAAAUGCGCAAUCAUUCUCACGUAAACAUCCGCUUGCAUGUUGGCUAUCUACUAUGCUUGUAAUCUUCUCCGGCGGCAUGGUCGCCAAUGCCCUGCUUGGUGAACCUAUAUUGGCUCCUCUGAAAAACACACCGCAAUUAUUCGUGGGCACAGUCGUAUGGUACUUGGUUUUCUACACACCUUUUGAUAUCGGCUAUAAAAUUGGCAAGUUCCUCCCAAUUAAAGUAGUUGCUAGUGCAAUGAAGGAGAUUUACCGUGCAAAGAAAGUUUAUGAUGGUGUCUCCCACGCUGCUAAGUUGUACCCAAAUGCCUGGAUAAUUAUGAUUAUAAUUGGAACAUUGAAGGGCAAUGGUGCUGGAUUCACUAAACUUUUAGAAAGACUGAUUCGAGGAGCCUGGACACCGACAGCUAUGGAAUUCAUGCAGCCUUCAUUCUACACCAAAGCUUCUUUGUUAGCUUCAAUAAUAUUUGUACUGGAUAAGAAGACAGACUGGAUUUCAGCACCCCAUGCUUUAGUUUACUUCGGUAUUGUUAUAUUCCUGGUAUACUUCAAACUAUCUUCAAUACUUCUGGGUAUACAUGAUCCUUUCCUACCAUUCGAAAAUCUGUCCUGCGCAAUAUUCUUUGGAGGAAUUUGGGACAGCUUAGCAAAAAUCUUGGGACGUGGUCAAGCAAAAGAAGGUGAAGUAAAAGAAAGCAAAAAGAGCAACUAAAAAACCGAUCAGCAGUGGCUUUGUCGAAAAUUGAAAAGACGUUAAAAAGUGGUUUAAAUCUAUAAACUCCAAAUACAACGACCUUUUUUCGAAAAGAUGACAUUAACGUAAACGAGUUUCCUCUUUUUGUUAUUUUGUUUAUUACUACAUUUAAAUAUUGUUCAGUUUGCAAAAAAAAAUGUCCUAAGCAACGUAUUCUAGUCACUUUUAUACCAUAGCGCUCAAAAUGUAACGCAAAUGUAAACCAUAAAGUCGUUCUUGUUAUUGAACAUCAAGUGGGUGUGCUUGCUCAAUGAUGAAAUUGACUUUAGUGUAAAAGCGUUUGUAUUGGAGUUUAAUUAUUUCGUUAAGUGUAGUAUUUUAAUUUUUUUUUUUUAAUUUUUUCACCAAUAUCAGCAGCGGGCAGAAAUACAUUUUAAAUACAAAUGACUUCAAAUUUAUUUUAAUUAUAAUGAUUAUAUGCUAAGAUCUUGCCAAAUCUAAUUUAAAAACUUACGUACCAACGUUUGUAUAUAUUUAAAAAGUAUGAUGGGAAAAUAAAAUAAGCUUUAUAUCAGAUAUGGUCACGGGAAAGACUUUUCGAUGUUAAAUAUAGUUAAAGUAAUUUUACAAAAAAAAAAAAAUGAAAAAUUAAAUAAAACAAUACCUUUGAGAUACCAAA